Molecule: messenger RNA, 186 nt
Organism: Aureococcus anophagefferens
Lineage: Eukaryota; Pelagophyceae; Pelagomonadales; Pelagomonadaceae
Exons: 1
Biological process (GO): protein transport to vacuole involved in ubiquitin-dependent protein catabolic process via the multivesicular body sorting pathway; protein targeting to vacuole
Cellular component (GO): ESCRT-0 complex
Molecular function (GO): ubiquitin binding; phosphatidylinositol-3-phosphate binding; metal ion binding
Source: RefSeq, a predicted model, not a curated record
CCCGCGGCGUGGCAGCUCUCGACCGCGUGCGCGGCCUGCCGCGCGCCCUUCGGCCCGGCGCUCCACCGGCACCACUGCCGGCUCUGCGGCCGCUCCGUCUGCCGGCGCCACGGGGGGCGCUUCCGGCCCCUGCCGAGCCUCGCGGCGCACCUCGGCGCCGCGGCGCAGCGCGUCUGCGACGAGUGC